UUCUACAGAGACUCUGACACCAACAUGCUCUUGUUCCUCUUCUUGUUUGGUCUGGCUCUGGGUGCUGAGCCUCCUUCAGAAGACCAGCAAGUGAAGCUUCAGCGUGCUAACUGUCCCAAGUUCUGGUACAGCUUCAACGGCCGCUGCUACAAGUACGUCGCCACACGAAUGACCUGGGCUGAUGCAGAGCUCCACUGUUUGUCACAGAGAGCCAACCUGGUGUCUAUCCACAGUCUGGAAGAAAACAAUUUUGUCAAAUCCCUGAUUGAGAACUUUGACCCUGCUAAGGGAGAGACCUGGAUCGGACUCAGUGACGUCCAGAAAGAAGGCAGGUGGAUGUGGUCUGAUGGGUGUGUUGUCAACUAUGUCUUUUGGUAUGCAGGACAGCCAGACAAUCAUGGAGGUGAACACUGUGGACACAAAAACGUUGGCACAGAUUCAAAAUGGAAUGACCGUCCAUGUUCUCGUACAUUACAGUUUGUUUGUGCAUCUCGCAUAAUGUGUCCUUAAUAAACAAGCAUUAUUUGUGAGAUUCAACCCAGUGACUUUCCACCUGUUGCUGUGUAGUUCUGCAUUGUGACUGCAUUCAGUUCAGUUCAACUGUAUUUGUAUCGCCCAAAAUCACAAAUUUGCCUCAGUGUUUUAC
Centropristis striata (black sea bass) is the source of this 646-nucleotide messenger RNA. Its product is annotated as galactose-specific lectin nattectin-like. Gene Ontology annotation, molecular function: signaling receptor activity. Bases 25 to 510 code for a protein of 161 amino acids. The record is from RefSeq and is a predicted model, not a curated record. The transcript has a single exon. Lineage: Eukaryota; Metazoa; Chordata; Actinopteri; Perciformes; Serranidae.